Messenger RNA from Batrachochytrium dendrobatidis JAM81, 1440 nucleotides. RefSeq lists its product as uncharacterized. Lineage: Eukaryota; Fungi; Chytridiomycota; Chytridiomycetes; Rhizophydiales. The coding region runs from base 1 to 1440 and encodes 479 amino acids. The record is from RefSeq and is a predicted model, not a curated record. The transcript has a single exon. Gene Ontology annotation, molecular function: protein binding.
AUGCAUCAGCCCUACACUGAUCCGAUCUUGGCAUCUGUUUUAAAUGGUCAAUGGUCUACAAAAAAAAAGGAUAAGGAGCUCGACUCGCAGCUAUUAUUCCAGUUAUCAUCGCAUUUAGAUGCCGACAGAAUUGCCAAGGCAUUCUUGCUAUUUCAUCAGUUCGAAAAACAUAAUCCAAGUAUUCUUAAACGCCUAUCAUCCAGUCAUUUCAGUCUGCUCAUCUAUAGUGUCCUCACUUGCAGAUUCAACAUCCUUCGCCAUCAAUCAGUGGAAGCCAGACGAGACUAUGCUGUGAGAAUAUUUCAUAUCAUGCAAUCGGUUGGUGUAAAACCAGAUGCCCAAACCUAUGAGCUUAUGAUCCAUACUCAUGCGUAUAUUGGAGAUACUAAAACAGUGGAAGCUCUUUAUGCUGAUAUGAAACAAUGUGGAUUUCCAACUGAUACAAUCUCAAUCUUGAAUGAUCUCGCACGAGUCUAUUUGCUAUCAUCGCAACAAACUCGUGGCCUAGCAUACUUUGAAAUGGCCUGCAAGCUUGGCAAGUCCGACGUAGCAUUCAAUGAACUAAUCAAAACAUAUUUGCUAAAUAAUGACGAGUCCGCAAUGCUGGGUGCUUUGAAAUUACUGCGAAACACUGGUGGGCGUCCAUCAACCUCGACCAUGGUAGAUAUUUGCAGAUACUAUCUGUUCAAAGAAAAUCACCAAAAAAUUCACCAGCAUCUUCAGGAUUUCAAAGUAGAGGGUGGACUGAUUGAAACAACUCUUUGGAAUAUCCAACUAUGUGCUGCAAAUCAAGUAGGCGAUCAUGUCAUGACUCUGAGCUUACUGGCAGAAAUGCGAUUGUCACAGAUUCCUUUCAACUACGAGACACAGGCAGAGGAACUCGUGGCGCUAGCUUAUUCCAAGAAUCGUCGUCGUUUUUGGCGGGUUUAUUCGCUAAUGAUCAAGCAAUCUCGACCUACGUUGCGGGUUGUUAAAGCCCUUGCCACUAUGGAAGGCCCGUUGAUCAACGAUCGCGCUCUUCAUGACAUGCAAGCUUCUAUUGCCAUGUGCAAGAUGAUUCAGUUUGAUACGUUGCUGGCUGUCAUUACAGGAUAUGGUGUCAUUGGAGAUGUGCAAUCUAUCCACAUUAUUUUGGACAUUCUAUCCAAAGUAACUCGUGUUAUCCCAGAUGACACUUUUGAAUCAUUGAUCAAGGCAUACUGCAUUUCAGGCAACGUUGGUGAUGCAUUGGAGUAUACUAAAAAAACCAAAGUGGUUUCCAUGCAAACAUGCGAAUUGGUUUUGGACACUGCUGUUUUGCAAAAACAUGAGCUUAUCAACAAGAUUGUUGCUGAAAUCAAGCAAAAAUACCCUAGUGUAGAUACUUCACUGUUGCUUUCUAAAGCUAACGAUCGUGUUACAAAUCCAAUUUUACAAAAGUUUACAAUUGAUACCGAAUAA